GAUCGGAACGGAACGGCCUACAUAAAGAACGGAACUUUUUUUACUAGGUUCGGAUCGGAACGGCCAACACUAGUCCAGAAGCUUAUACACCCAGUUAUCUUUUUAGGAAAAUGCAAAACAUUGAUCAUGAUCAUCGAUAUGCAACAUUCGCUUCACAGCCGAUUCUCGAAAUGAUGGAAAUUAGCACCUCCAAUCCAUUGGAUUUUUCUGCUCCACCGUCUGUUCCAUCGGUCGUGCCCGCUACUCCUGAUAUUCUUGAUUCGACAUUGUUGGCUGUCUCAUCGUCACCACCACCUAUAUUCGUUUCGUUAGAUAUGUUGACCGUCCCAUCGUCACCGCCACCCAUCCGUGAUGUUUCCGGUACAUUUCUUUUCAAAGGAUCUAUGCCCAGUUCGUUAGCCAUGCCGGGACAGCGAUCCUCUUCCGGACCUUCAUUGUUGACCAUCCCAUCGUCACCACCACCCAUCUGUGAUGUUUCCGGAUCUAUGCCCAGUUCGUCAGCCAUGCCGGGACAGCGAUCCUCUUCCGGACCGUCAUCCUCGCCCAGUCUACCGUCUUUAUCUGGUUCAUCUUCAUCAUCCGGCGUGCAUAAUAAUUCACUUGAUAAAAAGUGGACAUUCUUAUUAAGCUAUCGAAGCAGACUGCGGUUGAGGUUCAAAUUAUGUUUAAUGCAAUGAAUCCGAGAGCUGGGACAACCUCACGCAAUACAGCCAUCACUGCCAUUGAUACAGAAGAAGAGUUAGAAGCCUUUAAUGCUAACUUACAAGUUAAUACGUAUAUAGCUGUGAUGCUAUGCUCACUUUUGUAUACAAUUGAUCAUAUAAAAUAUGUUAAAGAAAGACUUGACAAAAUAAUAGAUCUAUUGUUUACUAGGGAAUUUCUUUCAAAAUGUAGUUGGUCAUGGAUUGGUCGUCCCAUUCAAAAAGUCGCAUUUGCUGCGUUUGAAAAUGUAUUCGUAUUAAUCAAAUUUGCUGGAGGAAACAAAUUUCUUCAAUUGAAUGACGACUACGUGAAGAAGAUUUCAGUGAGUAAAAUGGAUCACGGGAAGGGAAGAAAUGAAACAAAAACGUUGCGAGAAAUAGUUUCACUUUAGAAGCUUAGAAUAUUAUCAGUAAAUUUGUAAAGAUUCACAUAAAUAUAAAAA
Anopheles merus is the source of this 1144-nucleotide messenger RNA. RefSeq names its product pectinesterase inhibitor 10-like. NCBI's taxonomy places the organism in Eukaryota, Metazoa, Arthropoda, Insecta, Diptera, Culicidae. The record is from RefSeq and is a predicted model, not a curated record. Bases 111 to 677 code for a protein of 188 amino acids. The transcript is spliced from 3 exons.